GAAGUAAAGUAGCAGAUUGCAACUGUAGUCAGUUUUUGGCACAGAGGUAUAACGUUUUAGGUUCGCGGUUUGCUGUGCUUGUCAUCGUUUGGAGCACAGCAGUAACGAGCAAAGGCAGUUCAAAUUUCUCGUUGUAGCGUAUGUAGAGAGAGGUAGCAGUAAUUCUUAAAGGUGGCUACCACGUUUUCACAAGAAUUCCCUUGUCCAACCCUGCCUGUUAUGCGGUGGUGAACGUCGACAGUGACGGAUGGUAGUGUUAUAGCACGAAGAUUUGCGAUGUUCUGAAGUUUCCUGACGAAAAGAUUCGAGCUACUGCUAACGAUGUGCAUCCUGAUGUAACUACAUCGAAAUUACGGUAGAAAGUAGAAACAGUGACGCUCACUCGACAAGCACAUAGAAAGAAAAUGUCAGGGCAUAGAGGCGGUGGAGGGGCUGGGAGUCAUCAAGGAGGCCCACCAGGCCUUAAACAAAUAGAUUUAGAUCAAAUCUGGGGAGAUCUACGCGAGGGUAUCGAACAAGUCUAUAACAGACAAUGCAUGUCUAAACCAAGAUAUAUUGAUUUGUACACACAUGUAUAUAAUUAUUGCACAAGUGUUCAUCAACAAUUAACUAGAACAUCGACCAAAAGUAAAAAGGGACAAAUUUCUCAAGGAGGUGCACAGUUAGUCGGUUUGGAGCUAUACAAACGUUUACGCGAAUUUCUUAGAAAUUACCUCAUUAGUUUAUUAAAGCACGGAACUGAUUUGAUGGAUGAAGAUGUAUUACAAUUCUAUACAAGACAAUGGGAGGAAUAUCAGUUUAGUAGUAAAGUAUUAAAUGGUGUAUGCGCUUAUUUAAAUCGUCACUGGGUACGCAGAGAAUGCGAAGAAGGUCGUAAAGGAAUUUAUGAAAUUUACCAAUUAGCUUUGGUGACAUGGCGAGAUAACUUAUUCAAGCAUUUAAAUAGACAAGUCACAAAUGCAGUGCUUAAGCUGAUCGAACGAGAACGGAACGGGGAAACAAUAAACACACGUUUAGUCAGUGGUGUAAUUAAUUGUUACGUAGAAUUGGGUUUGAACGAAGAGGACCCUGGUGCUAAAGGACAGAAUCUUACCGUUUACAAAGAUUCGUUUGAAAAUGUCUUCCUUGAGGAUACCGAAAGAUUUUACACUCGAGAAAGUUCAGAGUUCCUCAGACAAAAUCCAGUGACAGAAUAUAUGAAAAAGGCGGAACAAAGGUUGCUGGAAGAACAAAAACGCGUUCAAUUGUACUUGCACCAAACAACGCACGAUAGAUUGGCGAAAACGUGCGAGAGAGUGUUAAUUGAAAAACAUUUAGAUAUCUUUCAUUCUGAGUUUCAAAAUCUGUUGGAUGCUGACAAGAAUACAGACUUGGGUCGCAUGUAUCAACUAGGCGCAAGAAUACCGAAUGGUCUUGGGGAAUUACGAAACCUUUUAGAAGGCCAUAUAGCUAAUCAAGGAUUUGCGGCUAUCGAUAAAUGCGGCGACUCUGCAGCUAAUACUUUUACACAGGAUCCAAAGGUCUACGUGAACACAAUUUUGGAAGUUCAUAAAAAAUACAAUGCUCUAGUACUUGUUGCAUUUAAUAACGACAGCGGGUUCGUGGCAGCUCUUGAUAAGGCUUGUGGAAGAUUUAUUAAUAGUAAUUCGGUAACUAGAGCAGCGAACAGCAGCAGCAAAUCGCCGGAGUUACUAGCAAAAUACUGUGAUCUGCUACUGAAAAAGAGUAGUAAAAAUCCGGAAGAAGCAGAACUCGAGGAUACACUCAAUCAAGUUAUGGUAGUAUUUAAAUAUAUCGAGGACAAAGAUGUAUUCCAAAAGUUCUAUAGUAAGAUGUUAGCGAAACGAUUGGUACAACACAUGUCCGCCAGUGACGAUGCGGAAGCGUCAAUGAUUUCUAAAUUGAAACAGACUUGUGGUUUUGAAUACACUUCAAAACUACAACGAAUGUUCCAGGAUAUUGGAGUGUCCAAGGAUCUAAAUGAACAAUUCAGAAGGCAUUUGACGAACUCCGCCGAACCAUUGGACAUAGAUUUCAGCAUACAGGUGUUAUCUUCCGGUUCGUGGCCGUUUCAACAAUCGUUUACAUUUUCAUUGCCGACAGAGCUAGAACGAUCUGUACAUAGAUUCACUACUUUCUAUAGUUCACAACAUAGUGGAAGAAAGUUGAAUUGGUUAUAUAAUAUGUCUAAAGGAGAAUUGCAUACAAAUUGUUUUAAAAACAGAUAUACGUUGCAAGCAUCCACUUUCCAAAUGGCCGUCUUAUUGCAAUACAAUGGUUCUACCUUGUGGACGAUACAACAGUUACACGAUGCUACACAAAUAAAAAUGGACUUUUUGCUUCAGGUUAUUCAAAUAUUGUUAAAAGCUAAACUAUUAACUGCAGCUACGGACGAUGAAAGCGAAUUGACACCACUAUCGACGGUGGAACUUUUCGCAGGAUAUAAAAAUAAAAAGUUGAGAGUAAAUAUCAAUAUACCAAUGAAAACAGAACUAAAAGUUGAACAAGAAACGACACAUAAGCAUAUAGAAGAAGAUAGAAAACUUCUGAUUCAGGCAGCAAUUGUUAGGAUUAUGAAAAUGCGGAAGGUAUUGAAACAUCAGCAACUGGUCGCUGAAGUAUUGAAUCAGUUAAGCUCUAGGUUCAAACCACGAGUACAUGUUAUUAAGAAAUGUAUAGAUAUUUUAAUUGAGAAAGAAUAUCUGGAGCGCACAGAGGGUCAAAAGGACACUUAUAGCUACCUGGCAUGAUCAAGUUGAUCUAGGACAACGAUACAGCAGCAACCAUAUACUCGAACGAAAGAUGACUCUUCAAUCUCAUUGCUACCAUGCUGUCACAAUAUUUAUUUACAUCUCGUACUUUGAAUCUCGUACAUUUUCCUUGUACAUGGAUGCCUUUGUACCAUGUUGUCCCUCUGGUCGCAUUUAGAGUCUCGAUUUUAUAAUAUGUUAAUAAAAUCAUUUCAUAGUCAA
Molecule: messenger RNA, 2972 nt
Organism: Osmia bicornis bicornis
Lineage: Eukaryota; Metazoa; Arthropoda; Insecta; Hymenoptera; Megachilidae
Gene: Cul1
Product: cullin-1
Exons: 15
Coding region: 405-2750 (781 amino acids)
Biological process (GO): protein ubiquitination; SCF-dependent proteasomal ubiquitin-dependent protein catabolic process
Cellular component (GO): SCF ubiquitin ligase complex
Molecular function (GO): ubiquitin protein ligase binding
Source: RefSeq, a predicted model, not a curated record